AUGGGUCGGCCUAUUCUUACUGGACACAAUCCAUUCUCUGAUCCUGACGUCGCUGAACGAUAUCGACAAAUCUAUGAACAAGCUCGUUACGAGGGCCGCCACCGUUUUGACCCUCAAUUGACUUGGACACUAGAGGAAGAAAGGCGACUCGUCCGUCGCAUCGAUUUGCGCGCUUGUCUAUGGGUGUGCAUAAUAUUCACGGUCAUUCAUGUAGACAAUGGUAACAUCACGCAAGCAGUCUCGGAGACUCUGCUUCAAGAUCUUAAUAUGAAUACCAAUGACUUCAAUCUCGCCAAUACUCUCUUUUGGGUCGGUUUCAUCGUUAGCGAAUUCCCCUCGCAACUGAUAUCCAAGAAGUUUGGCCCAGACCGCUGGACCCCAAUCCUAUUGACUACGUGGUCUAUUCUUGCCAUAUCACAGGCUGCAAUCAGAACUAAAACCAACUUGCUCGUCUUACGGGGGCUAUUGGGCUUAUUAGUAGGGGGCUUCGUUCCUGAUGCUAUACUAUGGCUGUCCUAUUUCUAUACCAGCAAGGAGCUCCCUAUUCGCCUAAGUUUCUUCUUCUCAACUCUAGUUUGGGAGAAAGUUAUUUUCACUUUCACCGGAAUUGGGAUACUUCAUCUUCGUGGAGUAGCCGGAUGGCCAGGCUGGAGAUGGCUAUUUCUUAUACAAGGAUUCAUACCAUUGACAGUUUCGAUUGCUUCUUUCUUUAUGAUGCCUCCAUCCAUCGUGCAGACCAAGACCUGGUUCAGGCCAAAUGGUUGGUUUACUGACCGUGAGGAGAUCAUUGCGGUAAAUCGUAUUCUAAGAGACGACCCAUCGAAAGGUGAUAUGAACAAUCGCCAAGCUAUCACUCCGAGGCGAAUCUGGAAUGCAUUGAAAGACUUCGACCUAUGGCCCAUCUAUGUGAUAGGGUUCUUCAUCAAUGUUCCUCAAGAUCCACCAAAUACCUACCUUGUUAUCACCCUCCGAAGCCUUGGCUUCGAUACUUAUGUCACUAACCUGCUCAUUAUCCCUUCAUCUGUCGGGCAUAUACUGGCCUUGAUUAGCAUCACUUGGCUUAGUGAGCGGUAUAAAGAAUGCGCGGUAUUCGCGAUGAUGCAGAGCAUUUGGACCCUGCCACCUUUGAUUGCCCUCCGGUUCUGGCCAGGAGUAGUAAAAGACGUCUGGGGCACGUACACUCUUGUGACGGUCCUUCUCAGUUAUCCCUCAUCACAUGCUAUAAUGGUUGGCUGGCUUUCAAAAAACUGCAAUGGGGUUGGUGCCAGAGCUAUGUCAGUUACCAUUCAAAACGUGAUCUACCUACUCAGCAAUGUGUGGGCAAACAACAUUUACGUUGAAUCAGACAGGCCCUUAUACCACAGAGGAAACACCAUCCUAAUCACAUUGAACGUGGUCACUCUAGUUCUCAUAGUAUUCGCUAAAGUAUACUACAUUUUGCGGAAUAGACACCGCGAUCGAGUGUGGGCCAGCAUGACUCCAGAGGAACGCUCUGCAUAUACGCAUGACUCUAAGGACGAGGGAACUAGACGACUGGAUUUUCGUUUUGCUCAUUGAAUACUCAUUGGGGGCAUAUCUUCUAUUACCACUAACGAUUUUAUGCAUUCUGCUCGAUUUCUUCAGACUUUCCAUUCCAUCAGUUAACACUUGAUUUUGGUCCUUCCAUUUCGACCCGGUUGAAGUACAGAGGUGGCGAUAAAUACGAGUACCUACUUUCUCAUGAAGGCAUUGCUUAGCGGUCCCAGUUAAGCUUGUGUCAGCAAGCUGUGAUUUACUUUAUUAACAGUCGACAAUCAAUCAACUAUAUUUUUCCCUGUGUUAUAGGCAAAUAAAAAAACAAGCUUAAGGUCUUGCCACCAUAGUAGCAAAGUUGAUCGCAAUCGAUAUUGACCUGUG
Molecule: messenger RNA, 1896 nt
Organism: Xylaria bambusicola
Lineage: Eukaryota; Fungi; Ascomycota; Sordariomycetes; Xylariales; Xylariaceae
Product: major facilitator superfamily domain-containing protein
Exons: 11
Coding region: 1-1557 (518 amino acids)
Biological process (GO): transmembrane transport
Cellular component (GO): membrane
Molecular function (GO): transmembrane transporter activity
Source: RefSeq, a predicted model, not a curated record